AUGGCGGACAAACUUCGCGCCCAGCAACAGCUCGAACAGCUUCAGCAGCGUUAUGUUGGUACGGGACACGCUGAUACAACAAGAUUCGAAUGGACGAGUAAUAUCCAGAGAGAUUCGUAUGCGUCGUACGUGGGUCAUCCACCGUUGUUGAGUUAUAUGGCGAUUGGAAUGGGUAGUCCGAGGGAGAUUGUUAGGAAGAAUAUGAUCGAGAAAAUGAUUCAACCUGUUGGGAAACCGCCCGAGGUGCAGGAUUAG
Messenger RNA from Sclerotinia borealis F-4128, 255 nucleotides. NCBI's taxonomy places the organism in Eukaryota, Fungi, Ascomycota, Leotiomycetes, Helotiales, Sclerotiniaceae. The record is from the annotation of a GenBank genome assembly.